Perca fluviatilis (European perch) is the source of this 2512-nucleotide messenger RNA. RefSeq names its product KH domain containing 4, pre-mRNA splicing factor (gene khdc4). The record is from RefSeq and is a predicted model, not a curated record. Gene Ontology annotation, molecular function: RNA binding. The transcript has 14 exons. The coding region runs from base 134 to 1951 and encodes 605 amino acids. Gene Ontology annotation, cellular component: nucleus. NCBI's taxonomy places the organism in Eukaryota, Metazoa, Chordata, Actinopteri, Perciformes, Percidae.
GGAAACACUCAGUGCGGUACGUAGCAGUGGCUAGUAACCUAACCAGCACCGACUACUGUGCAGAAGAAGUCAAGGGAGGGUUAUCACAUUCAUUUUAACACUGAGAGGAAAAUUUCCAUUUGACAAGAUAUUGAUGUCAUAUUGUGGAACCCAAAACGGCGGCCGCCGCAGCAAAUGGGACCAGCCCGGCCCUGGCUCUGGUGGGAUGGGGGAGGCAGAAGCUGCACCCACCGGGGCUCUGGAUGCUGCAGCUGCGGUGGCUGCCAAGAUCAAUGCUAUGUUGGUAGCUAAGGGCAAACUCAAACCCUCCCAGAUAGGCAUCCCGGGACCACCUGAUAAGUCUGUAUGUAUUGGGAAGCCGCCAGUGCCAACAAAGGCCAAAGAUGACUUGGUCGUAGCUGAGGUUGAGAUCAAUGAUGUCCCAAUUACCUGUCGUAAUCUGCUAACACGCGGACAAACGCAGGAUGAAAUCAGUAAAGUUAGCGGCGCUGCAGUUUCAACCAGAGGCCGUUACAUGACAGCAGAAGAGAAGGGCAAAGCGCUACCAGGGGAUCGACCUCUAUAUCUGCAUGUCCAAGGACAGACUAGAGAGCUCGUCGACAGGGCAGUUAAUAGAAUCAAGGAGAUCAUCACCAAUGGUGUGGUGAAGGCUGCAACUGCCUCGUCAUCUUCUUCACCCUUCUCCCCUAGUGGGGCAUCAGUCACAGUUUACCAGCAGCACAACCCGCCUCCUCCUUCACUGCCCCCCAUGACCCACCACAAACCACACUUUCAGUCCGGGAUGCAUUAUGUUCAAGAUAAAAUCUUUGUGGGCCUGGAGCACGCUAUCCUCGGGUUUGUGGUCAAAGAGCGGGUUGAGGGCCCCGGCUGUUCGUACCUGCAGCACAUUCAGGCUGAGACUGGGGCCAAAGUCUUCCUUAGAGGAAAAGGAUCAGGCUGUUUAGAGCCUGCCUCUGGACGAGAGGCCUUUGAACCCAUGUACAUCUACAUUAGUCAUCCUAAACCAGACGGACUCGCGGCAGCAAAAACCUUGUGUGAGAACCUGCUUCAGACGGUUCAUGCAGAGUAUUCUCGUUUCCUCAAUCAAAUGAGCUCAAUGAUGCCAACACAACAAGGCUUUGCACAGCCUCCAGUGGUGAAUGGGAUGCCUCCGCAGCCUCCUUACUACCCCCCUGCUGGAUACCAGCCAGGCUACGCCAUGCCUGUACCACCACCUCAGCCACAACCUGUCUCUCUACCUUACACUAUCCCACCUCCUAUACAUCCCGCUGCACCUGCAGGUGUGCUUCCUCAGUAUUCCCUCCCCCCUGCCCCUGCCCCUGCUCCCGCUCACACCCUCGCUCCAGCUCCUGCCGCAGCUUCAGGCACUAUGCCACAGACUCUUCCUCCUGUACCUUUUCCUCCAUCAGCUGCAGCGCCACCCAAAGCUCCACCUCCUGCCGCUCCAGUCAACCCACCACAGAAAAGACGUUUCACAGAGGAGAUCCCAGACGAGAGGAACAGCGGCCUACUCGGAUACCAGCAUGGACCCAUUCAUAUGACUAAUUUAGGUGCAGGCUUCCCAGUGGGCGGCCCAGAGACUACAGGACCCCCACCACAGAGUUCCUCUGGCCCACCGAGUGAGAGGGACAGUAGGCAGCUAAUGCCUCCACCUCUGCUGCCUGUGAAUGGAGCGAGACCCAAGAUGGAGGAAAAAAGGGCACCGCAAGGCCCCGUGGAGCCCUCAGUGAAGAGAAUGAAAACUGGUUUGGUGGCGUACGCUGGCGACUCCUCUGAUGAAGAGGAAGACCACUCAACCUCCAAAGCCUCAGGGCCAGGUAACCCUGGGGCAGUUCUCCCCCACUCCACCUCCUCAGGCUGGACACAGGGCUACCGCUGCCCUCCUCCACCUCCCCCUCGUGCUAAGACACAGCCACAGCAGCAGUCUAUGCCCUUCUGGAUGGCACCCUAAAACUCCCUCAGUGCUUUGUGCCGAGUCUUACAGGAUGUUGACCUAAACUGAGCCUUUCAUUUUCCACCACUCAUCACAUGGAUGACUCUGCUACAUGUUGGUUGCAGCAUUAUUUUAGUACAUGGGUCCAAAUGGACAUAUUAAUGUUUUGGGAAACUACAGUUUGUUUCUUUUGGUGCACACAUUAUAGUUUGAAGAUAAACAUUUGCAGGACUGAUACUCAAACUAUUUUGUGCAUGUAUAGAUGGUCAGAUGAGCGAUAUUCUGCCUCCAGUUUUAUUUGGAAUGGUUUGAAAACAGAUGCCAGGUGACGUGUUUACUGAAUAUAGUGUCUUUGUAAAAACAAUAACACAAGGCAAUGAUGUUGCACAUGACUGACCACUUUUCAUUUUGUCCCUAGUACAGCUUUUUGUUACCCCCUUUUCUUUCCUUUUCCCUGUCCAGAUCAGUGACACCAUCCUUUCCUAUGCUGGUCUUUUUGUACAGAUCCUAUUGGACUAAUAUGUAGUAAAGCUAUGGAAUUUAUUUCAUGCUUUUAUGAAAUAAAUAAACUUAAUUUAU